Erigeron canadensis is the source of this 1463-nucleotide messenger RNA. Its product is annotated as protein RETICULATA-RELATED 4, chloroplastic-like. The transcript is spliced from 8 exons. The coding region runs from base 101 to 1249 and encodes 382 amino acids. The record is from RefSeq and is a predicted model, not a curated record. Lineage: Eukaryota; Viridiplantae; Streptophyta; Magnoliopsida; Asterales; Asteraceae.
UUCAACACACACCUAUACACACACACACAUAUAUAUAUGCACAGUCACUCACCAACCCAACUCUGAAACUAACGCCACCACCUAAACCACACCAACAAACAUGUCGUCGGCGGCGGCGAUGUCAGCCAUGGGCUACACAUCAUCAUCAUCUUCUUCAAAAGAUUUCUCCAAAUUCAAGACUCACAUUCCAUUUCAAUCUUUUCAUUUCAAACCAUCACUUUCACUAUCCACCCAAACACCAAAAACCUCAUUUUCAUCGAAAAAUAACAACACCCAGAACAAGUUUCCUAUCUUACUCGCGUUUUCCGGCGACGGUGGUGACGGUAGCGGCCACGGUAAUAAUUCUGGCGGUGGCGGCGGUGGUGAUAAUGGAAAUGAUAAUGAGAAAGAAGCGUUGAUGGUGUUGGCCCAAGUGGGUAGAUCGUUGGAUAGUUUGCCUAAAGAUUUAGCGGCGGCAAUCGGGUCGGGCCGGAUACCUGGAUCGGUGGUGAAAAGGUAUUUGGAGCUUGAAACGUCGCCGUUUUUGAAAUGGCUGUUGCAGUUUGGUGGGUUUAAGGAAAGGUUGCUGGCUGAUGAUUUGUUUUUGGCUAAAGUUGGGAUUGAAUGCGGCGUUGGUAUGUUUACUAAGACUGCUGCGGAAUAUGAAAAACGUAAAGAAAAUUUCUUCAAGGAGAUCGAGAUUGUUUUUGCAGACGUGGUGAUGGCAGUAAUUGCAGAUUUUAUGCUUGUUUACCUUCCUGCCCCUACUGUCUCUCUUCGGCCAGCUAUAUCUCUCAAUGCUGGACGUCUUGCCACAUUUUUUUAUAACUGUCCUGAUAAUGCAUUCCAGACUGCUCUUGGUGGAACGUCGUAUACAUUAUUCCAAAGAUUUGGUGCUAUAGCGCGUAACGGCAUAAAGCUUUUUGGUGUGGGCACUGCAUCAUCACUGGUCGGCACGGUGGUCACAAAUACAGUGAUCAAUGCUAAAAAGGCUGUUCAGAAAUCCUCUGAUGAUGAGCUCGAGAAUAUACCUGUUUUAUCUACCAGUGUGGGGUAUGGUGUUUAUAUGGCAAUUUCUAGCAAUCUCAGGUACCAACUUUUGGCUGGUGUCGUUGAGCAACGACUUCUAGAACCCUUGUUACACCAACACAAGUUAAUGCUCAGUGCAGCCUGCUUCCUUGUUCGAACAGGAAACACAUAUUUGGGUUCAUUAUUGUGGGUGGAUUAUGCCCGUCUGGUGGGACUUCAAAAGGCGCAUGAUGUGGAAUGAAGUCAAUCUAGUUCUUUGUUUCUCAUAUAGCUUCAGAUUAGUCGACAUUAUUUGCGUUGUUGGUGAUUGUCUAAACGGGUGGCUUAUUCCCCCGAAUUUUCAAGAUUUGUUGAAUUUUACUUGAUUGUUUGGUUUUAAGACAUUGUUUUCGACAUGGAAAUGCAAGAUUUUCUUGCAUUUUUGUAAAAGCUGAAUAUAUUGGAUUUUCGUAAAA